This is a messenger RNA of Salpingoeca rosetta, 1913 nucleotides long. Its product is annotated as PWI domain-containing protein. NCBI's taxonomy places the organism in Eukaryota, Choanoflagellata, Craspedida, Salpingoecidae. The transcript has 7 exons. Gene Ontology annotation, cellular component: spliceosomal complex. The record is from RefSeq and is a predicted model, not a curated record. Gene Ontology annotation, biological process: mRNA processing; regulation of mRNA splicing, via spliceosome. The coding region runs from base 65 to 1675 and encodes 536 amino acids. Gene Ontology annotation, molecular function: RNA binding.
CGCUGCGAAAGGCACACGCCGCGAACGAACGAACGAACACACAACUGCUGCUGCACCAUCCGCGAUGGCCGACGCAGGCUUCUUUCGGGGAACGUCCCAUGAUCAGGACUCCCGAUUCGCCAACAAGGAGAAGAAGUUGCUCAAGAGCAUGAAGUUUGAGCCCAUCCUCGAUACACCGGUUGACCUGAGAAAAGUGAAGCUGGACACGCUGCGACCAUGGGUCACGGAGAAGAUCAUCGCUCUCAUGGGCUUCGAGGAUGACGUCCUCAUCGACUUUGUCUUCACCCAGCUUGAGGAAGGAAAGUCGCUUGAUCCAAAGCGCAUGCAGAUCAACCUCACCGGCUUCCUCAACGCCAAGAACGCGCGCGUGUUCAUGGGCGAGCUGUGGUCGCACCUCGUCUCCGCGUCCAAGAGCGAGCUUGGCAUUUCACAGGAGCUCAUCCAGAGUAAAGCCCGCGAAAUCCAGCAAGCAGAGGCGGAGAAGCAACGCGUCUCAGAGGGCAUUCUCCAAGCAGAGCGCCGGACCCAGGGCGGCCGGCGUAACCGGUGGGGUGCACCUGCUGCCCCUGGCGCCAUGAUGCCGCCGCCCGCGCCGCCCGCCGCCGCCAUGCAGCCCGGCCUUCUCCCAGCGCCACCAGUCGGAAUGCAUCCAAUGCAAGGCAUGCCGGGUGCACAGGGCAUGCUCCCCACGCCCGCGCAGCAGCAGCAGCUCUUGGAGCAGGCCAAACAGCGCGCGCAAGCGCUUGCACAAGCCGCCCCACCAGCACGCCCAGCACCUACCACAGCAACAGCACCCACAGCAGCACCCACCACAACGACAGCAGCGACGGCAAGCAAUGGCGCUGGUGUUGGCGCUGGUGCUGACGAAGAGAAGCGGGUGCGCAGGAGUCGGGACCGGUCGCCGUCGCCGCCGCGUCGCCCACGCCGCCACAGCCGCAGUCCGAGCCGCACCCGCAACAGAUACCGCAGCCGCUACGACCGCGAUGAUGACCGCGAUGACUACCGCCGCAGCAGAGACCGCCGCAUGCGCCCCCGCUACCGCCGCAGCCGCAGCCGCAGCCGUGAUCGCUACCGUGACCGCGACUACGAGGGCGACCGCGGUGGGCGGUACAGGAGCAGGCGGUACGAUGACGAUGGCGACGGUGACGACCGCCGCGCCCGCCGCGAAGACAGGCGGCGUCGCGGCAGCAGAUACGGUGAUGAGGAGCGUGAGGAGGACGACACCGGUAGGCGCCGCCGCGCAGGUAGCGGCGACGAUGGCAGCGGUGCGGGCAGCGGUGUUGUGAGUGCUGAUGAUGACGAUGACCGUCGCCGCCACCGCCGCCGUAAACAUCGCAAGCACCGCAGCCGCAGCCGCAGCCGCAGCCCAGGCCGGGAAAGGAGUAGCCGGAAGAAGCACAAGAAGAAGCGCAGCCGGCGGCGGGACCGAUCGCGCACGCCAAGCGAGGAUGACGGCUCUGGUGCGGAUGCAGGGAACACCAGCGAUGCUGCCAACCGUCGCUCUCACUCACCAGCAGACGAGGAUGCAGAGACCAAAGAGAAGCGGCUGAAGGAGAUGUUGCUGGCGAAGAAGAAGCAGGAGGAGCAGGAGGAGCAGGAGGAGGACAAGCCAUCCAAUGAUGCUGAUGUUGAUGGUCAUGAUGACGAAAACACCAACAAGGAACAGCAGGCUUGAGUGGUGCCUUUCUUUUGCCAUUCCUUCUUUCUACACACGUGUUUGUAGUGUUUGUGCGGUGCUGGUGCUGGUGCUGGUGUGAGAGACACACUCGCACUGCUGCCAAAGCGCACACCAUCUCCUUGUUGACUUGACAUUUUGCGAAUAGAGCGACGAAAUUUCUUUCGAGCUUGGCAACCAAUACACAACACCACACACACACAGACCGCUGAUAAGCAAGCAAGCAAGCCAAGCCAGG